UUGCUUUGGGUUAAUUUGAGAUAUAAUACACACUACCAAUCACUCAAAAUGAUAGAUUAUCAAUCUCUACUAAAUAUGAGAUAGUUAACAACGAAUUGUCUACCCAAUUUUUGUUCUAUCUUUGUCCCUCAUAACUUUCCUUUAUUCCAGUAUUGCCUUCGUCUACAAUUCAUCUCUCAAUCCCCAAAAUCAAAAUUCUAGAUAAUAGAAAAAGGAGAACAACUCCUCUGCUAUGUUUGACGAUAGUGGAGGCUUUCGAUUUCGUGUCCGCUGGUGGUGGCAUGGGCGAUUCAUUUUGCUCCUAUCCCUCGCCUCUGUAGUCUGGAUAAUUUUCGUUAGUCAGAACAGUUCUCUCACUGUUCCUACUCAGAGUAUGCGACACUGGAAUCUCGCCGCCUUCGUCUGCUUGAGACCAAAUCUCGCUUAUACAACUCCACCUGCUGCUUAUAUAUGACAUGUUUGUAUCUCCCACAACUAGAAACACUACUCCAUUGCCUCUUCUCACCUCCAUUCAAAAAUGUCGGGUGUUGUCGUCGGGAACCGCCAAAUUCGGGAAGCUACAUCUGACGCACAUCCAAAACUCAAUUUGAGCCAUUCAAUCUUGUAAUCGGUCGCCAAUAGUAGCCUCAAGCAACAAUGCCACCUUCUCCAUAUCGACAAAAUCAAAGCUCCAAAUCUGGCAUGGGACUCCACCACCGCCCUAUCUAUGGUUUCGGGUUUUAAGCAGAGCUUCUCUUCACUCUAGGGAUUCGACAAAUAUCAAGGAAAGAGAAACGAGAUGAGUAAAUGAAGGAUAAAUAUGUCAUUGAUUCUAAAAAUUGUGCUAUUUUUUAUUUAUAACAAAAACACAAUCUAAAACUCCAAACAAUGUAUUUUCCAAACCCAUACAUUUAAUCAAUAUAUCAAAUUAUAAUACACAAAUUGAUUAAAUGCAUCAAUUUAGAGAAUCCCAACCUCUUAACCACCCCAUAGAACACAAUAUAUUGCUUGAUUUUGUACGCCAACGAUUCAUCCGCCACCCACCCAAAUUUUAAGGUUGACUAAAAAGAUGAUACCACCCACCAAUAUCCAACAAAUACGUAAUGAGUGAGUUAUAAUUAAGGGGUCGUUUGGAUGAAACAUUUUCAAAAUGAGACAAUUGUACAGAAUUGUAUUGUUUGAUUUGUUAUUUGAUACAAUUAGGAUGAAACAUUUUCUGAAAGUACACUUUUUCCCUCAUUCUUUUACCCUCCGCCAUCUUCCUCUCUUUUUUUUGACAAGGAAACCGAACCUCCAUCUUCCUGUCUUAGUGGGGAAACUGGUGUUUUUGCAGGGAGGAAAUAAGAAACAUUCUGAUGCAGUGCAAGGCUGACGGUGGCGCAAGACAAAGCAAGGGGAAUGGCGAAUCUCCAUCAUAGCACCACCACCAAGGCGGCAGAGAGGGGACGAAAUAAAAUAAAAAUGAAAAAGAAAAGGUCGGUUUUUGAAAAAGGAAACAAAAAACAGUCAAUUGGGAAAACCUCUCCCCCUACCCAUAUAAUUUCUGGAUUUCUAUUUGAAAAUACCCUUUUGCCCCUGCCCCAUAUAAUUUUUGGAUUUCUAUUUGAAAAUAAUGAUUAUUUCUAGACAAAGUACAUACGCAUAUAUAUAAUCGGGCGGGUUUGGGUUGGAUAAUAAGAAAACCAUGCCCGCUCAUUAUCCGCACUAUUAGGGUUCGGGUUUUACCCAUACCCACUAAAAGUCCUUCGGAUUCGGGUUUUACCCUACCCGAUUAAGUCGAAUUCGGAUGGUAUCCACGGUUACAAAUAUUUUUGCCAUCCCUACCGCCCAUAAGUUCAUAAAAUAUAAUAAAAUAAAAUAAAAUAAAAAAGAGAAAGGGGAAAGAAGGAAGCAUAAAGAGAAGAAGGGCGAUUGUUUGCUCCCGUCUCCCGCCGACCGCCGUCUGAACGAGAGAUUGAAGAACGGGUGUUCUACCCGUCGCCGGCAAUGACCCGUCCCAACCUCGUCAGAGAUGGGUUUUCAACUAGUCAAAUGAGUAAACCAAGAACCCGACCCGACAACUCUCUUCUUCCUCUUCUGACGGUUGUGGCGAUGGCGAUUCCUUCUGCUUCCUAAAGAUCGACAGAAGCAUACGACAACAUCAGUAGAGAUAGGAGGCUGGAUUGGAGAGGAAUUCAUUAACGACGGUCGGAGAAAUUCAUUAUUGGGCUGCCGAUUUCCGUCAUGGCUUCUCUUUGCAGUGGCUGGGAUUUAUUGAUGGUGGUCGGAGGUUGGAUUGGAGGAGAGGAAUGAGUGAAAUUUAAUGGCAAGGGUAAUAGUGUAAUUUUGUUAUGAUCUAGGGGCUAAGACGAUAAAUUCAAAUUUUUAGGGCGACGAAUAAUAACUCCCAAUGAUUUCAAUUGGCUCAUAAUAGAGCAAUCUACAUUUC
This is a messenger RNA of Linum trigynum, 2407 nucleotides long. The record is from the annotation of a GenBank genome assembly. NCBI's taxonomy places the organism in Eukaryota, Viridiplantae, Streptophyta, Magnoliopsida, Malpighiales, Linaceae.